AUGAUUUUUAGUCCACCUUUGCUUUCUAUCUUCCUCUCUGCGAGUGCAACAUGGGCUACUCAGGCCCCCUUGGGCUCUGCAAGUGGAACUGGGUGUCUCUCCUUGUCUAGCACCAACUACAGAACAACCUAUGAUACCUGCUGCUCUGGGGGAAGCACAUCCGGCAAAGGAUCUGUCAAUGGGGUCGAGUUCAACUAUUCCUGUGGACGCUGGGCCACUGGAACCAAUAAAACACCAAUCAAAGGUGUGGAUGCUCGUGGAUGCGCGAAGCACUGUGCUGCCGACACUGAUUGCUUGGCAACAUCAUGGACUCCCCGAGGCCAGUGCUUUUUAGUGACUACUCAGGGUUAUAGCACUGCCUCAGGUAACAACUUCUUGUUGAUGGAAAAAACGGGCGGCACAGUGGAUGAGCCUGCGCCGGAGGGCGGCUGUGGAAAGCCCGUGGAGGCAGCUAAGGCUCAAUGCGAAAAGGAGGCCGCAGCCCGAUGUGAAGAAGAUAAGGCUACGCUCACUCAAACCGGGAGAGUAGAAUGCGAAAAGAAGAUGGCUGAGAAGUGCAAUGGCGACACUGCCGCCGCUGCCGAUGCCUUGAAGGCUCAAUGCGAGCAGGAGAAGGCUACCCUCGGUCAGGCCCAAGAGACUGAGUGUGACAGGAGGAUCGCCGAGGCUGCGCGUACAGCUGAGAAAUCAAAAGCUCAGUGUGAAGCAGAGAAGGCUACAAUCGGUCAGAGAGAGAAAGCUGGAUGUGAAAAGAGGAUGGCGGACAAGUGCAAGGUUGAGACCUCCGGUGCUGUCUCAGCAUUAAAGACUCAAUUGGAGAAGACGAAGGCCGAUAUCACUAAUGAUAUGGAAAACAAGUGUGAAGUUGAGAAGUCCAACCAGGCCAAGGAAUGGGGGGUGACGAAAGCGAAGCUUGAGGCUGAGAAAGCAGAGCUUCAGACAGCACUUGACGCACUCAAGGAGACAAAUGCUGGAGGGACCGCCUCGCAUGACGGUAGCGAUGUCGCAACACGGUUGGCGGACGUCGGUCCUACUCCACAAUAUAACAUCUGCCCCCAAUACGGUGGAAGGGAAUUCACAACGACCACAUCGUCUGGCAACACCGCUAGGUGGCGGGUCAACUGUAAUAUGUUCGUCAAGGGUCAUUGGUAUGUUGACCGACACUGCCCACCUGGAUCGAUUGUUCAGAUCCUGCGUGAGAGACAGGAGAACCGUGAGUACAAAGGUCUUUUCUGGAAUCAUGUCAACAUCUGUCAUGAAGUUAUCCCAACACCCGGCACUUCUGGGAUGUACCUAAUCAAGACUCCGAACUUCCCGAACCAUGCGUUUAUUGAACGUAUUGAUUAG
This is a messenger RNA of Aspergillus caelatus, 1347 nucleotides long. RefSeq lists its product as uncharacterized. The record is from RefSeq and is a predicted model, not a curated record. The transcript has a single exon. Lineage: Eukaryota; Fungi; Ascomycota; Eurotiomycetes; Eurotiales; Aspergillaceae. Bases 1 to 1347 code for a protein of 448 amino acids.